UCGAUAUAACUCCAGUUCCCUGUAGGGCUGCCCCCCCCGGACUAAUUUAUUUAGUCGACUUAUCAAGAUUUCUUUACUUGAUUAGUUUUAUGUUUUUUCUUAUUUACAAGAAACCUUUCAUUCUUUUCGCUGUCUAAAAUCCGUCUGUUUCUAUAAACUCAUCUGCUGCAGUAAACCACUGACUGUGGAGGAGAAGUAUUAUCAUGUCUUCUUCUUGUUGUCAUGAGCAUCAUGUUUUCUUGUGCCACCCGUCAUGUGCCUCUGUAUUACAGAUGCAGGUCCCUGAGGGAAGGCCUCCCGUCAUCAAGAAAUGUCUUUUCCCUCUGUUUAGCCCAAAGAGUAACAUAAAGCAUAGCUCCUCUGUGAGAGUCCUCCCUGUAGUCUCCUCUCCCAUGGUUCCCAGUGAGGCUGUGGACACGAUCAUCCAGAAGUCCUCCAGGUCCUCCGGUCACCAGAGCAGCCGCCACAGGACCCGGGACAAGAGCAGAGACCGGGACCAAGACCGGGACAAGGACUGGCCUCCUGAGAAACUGUCCGAUUCACACACACCUAGUCAGCCACUGAAGUCUCUGCGCAAACUCUUGCACCUUUCGUCCUCGUCCUCCAACCAGACGUCGCAGUCCGACAUGCGCUACCAGCCGCUGCCUAACCCGGCCUCCGCUCAGGGCGGCUUCCCAGAGGGCCGGGGUCACUCGGGGGUCAGCACGCCCCAGCUGAAGAGCCGACAGGCGGCCUACCCGCUGCCCGGGCAGCUGGAGUCCGGCUGGCACUCGUCGGCCCUGGGCCGCCCCGAGGGAAACCCCUACCCGGAGCAGAUGGGCAUCAAGGGGGGCCAGAACGGGCACGGCUUCGGACGCCCCUCCAGGUCUCGUAUGCCAAACCUCAACGACCUGAAAGAGACGGCUCUGUGAUCUCCUGCAACGCCCCGCGGCUCGGCUCAAACUCCUCCGUGUUUCCCCUCCGUUGCUCCUACACGUCCAUUGCGUAACAGUACACCUGCUGACUACACACACACACACAGACACACACACACACACAGACACACACACACACACACAUGAACACACAUGAACACAC
Anarrhichthys ocellatus (wolf-eel) is the source of this 1077-nucleotide messenger RNA. RefSeq lists its product as uncharacterized. The record is from RefSeq and is a predicted model, not a curated record. The transcript has 3 exons. The coding region runs from base 204 to 911 and encodes 235 amino acids. NCBI's taxonomy places the organism in Eukaryota, Metazoa, Chordata, Actinopteri, Perciformes, Anarhichadidae.